CAAGUCACACUCCUUAUUCUUCUUUUCCGAUUCGAGUAAAACCCUCCCUCGCUUCACUCCGCCAGCAACUCUUGCCGUGUCUUCAGCCGCAAAUUUCUAAUGGCUGCUGCCAAUGGCUCAAGUGACUUGUAUUCAGAGAUGGAGGUGGACGCAUUUAGACGUCUUUUCCCUUUGCGCUAUCAUGAGCAGCAUCUUCUUAAAUCAGUCCGACCUGAUGCUCGAAAGCUCGGAAGCGCUAGAGAUACAACACUUGCACUUGGUGCCGUGGCCUCUGCUGAGGGAUCAGCACUGGCAAAGAUUGGCUCCACUACGAUGCUGGCCGCCAUCAAAAUGGAAAUCAUGACACCAACUGUUGAAUGUCCAGAUGAGGGAUCCAUAGCUAUCGAAUUUCACAUGCCUCCCAUUUGUUCUCCCCUGGUUCGGCCUGGUAGGCCUGCCGAGGCAGCAUCAGUAAUUUCAAAGCAGCUGUCAGACACUAUCUUGAGUUCUGGCAUGAUUGACUUGAAAGAGUUGUGCUUGGUUGGAGGAAAAGCUGCAUGGAUGGCCUACCUGGACAUAUACUGUUUGGAUGCUGACGGUUCUCUGUUUGACGCUGCAUUACUAUCUACAGUUGCUGCCUUUUCGCAUUUGAACAUUCCAGUAGUGUCUUUGAAUGAAGAUGGGCGAAUAGUUCUUGUUUCUGAGGACAAUAUCCAAUUGAAAUUGGAGAAGCAACCUGUCAAUACAGAGAAAAGAAAACUAAAAUUGAACUCUCCACCAUUCUCCUUAACGUGCUUACUUCACAAGAACUACAUCCUAGCAGAUCCUACAGCAGAGGAAGAAUCUAUAAUGGAAACGGCUGUAACUGUGGUAUUGGAUUCGUCCUACCAGCUUGUUUCACUUUAUAAACCAGGGGGACCAGUUCAUGCCCAUACAUCAGUCAUCCAGGAUUGCGUCGCACUGGCAAAACGCAGAGUGAAAGAGCUUCAGAGUGUCUUAAAUGAAGCUAUUUCUGAUAUGGAGGUAGAGUGAAGUAGAUUUUCCUUGCACCAUACAUAGCAUUCAGCCGACAGCUGGUUUCAUCUUUAAGAUUGAGUACCUGAACAGCUGAACUAGUGUACUUUUUCGGGAAAAUGGUAGCCAUGGCUUGCAAAUUCAAUUCUGGUUAGCCAUUAAUUAUCAGUGGGUAAUGCAUAGUAUUUGUUAGUUUUCUUGGUUGUUUCAUUUCUAUCGUUAGCCUCAAGUGCGAUCAACAACUAUACUAUAGUUAUUUCCUGUUGAGUUAUAGUGAUGACAAAUAGGCAGAUUAGAUCGGAUUUGGGCAGAUUGAUAUUUGAUUUGAUUUGAUUACGAUUCAGCCAUAUAAA
Molecule: messenger RNA, 1346 nt
Organism: Solanum verrucosum
Lineage: Eukaryota; Viridiplantae; Streptophyta; Magnoliopsida; Solanales; Solanaceae
Exons: 9
Coding region: 100-1011 (303 amino acids)
Biological process (GO): nuclear polyadenylation-dependent rRNA catabolic process; U4 snRNA 3'-end processing; U1 snRNA 3'-end processing
Cellular component (GO): nuclear exosome (RNase complex); cytoplasmic exosome (RNase complex)
Source: RefSeq, a predicted model, not a curated record